GGAAGCCAGUGUGCCCGGCGUUCUCACGCCCGCAACAAUUUCUGAGUAGGGCGUCGCUUGAGUUUUUCGGAAAGUCUCCACACCCCCGCCCCCCCCACAUCGUCUUUUUAGGAAGUCGCUUAAUGUUUGGCUUCAUUAUUCCCACAUCCCCUUCCUAACUAUUUGCCUGCACUUCUGGAGAAAAAGACUGCAGAAAGGAGAGGUGGGGCUGUGCGUAGAAACAAGCAAACCGGAGGUCCCUCUUGGGGGACCCUCCAGGAAGAAGAGUAAUUUCCUGCCUCCUUGAAUUGGCUACUACAGUCAGUUAUUUUGUUCCCAACCCCAGAGCUUCAAUUGCUCCUUCACUUAGCAAUUCCGCAAGAACCCUGGGCGACAGUUAUGGAGAAGCGUCUGCAGGAAGCUCAGCUGUACAAGGAGGAAGGGAACCAGCGCUACCGGGAGGGGAAGUACCGAGAUGCUGUGAGUAGGUACCAUCGAGCUCUGCUUCAGCUGCGGGGUCUGGAUCCGAGUCUGCCCUCUCCGUUACCUAAUCUCGGACCUCAGGGCCCUACCCUCACGCCUGAACAAGAAAACAUACUGCAUACCACCCAGACUGACUGCUACAACAAUCUAGCUGUUGUGAAAUAGGGAAUGUGUUUCCCUUCUUAAUCAUCAAAAGGCAGAACAUUGACCUGAAUUGGCUCGUCCGCAGCCUGUCUCCUUCAGAUGGAGCCCGUGAACUACGAACGAGUGAGAGAAUAUAGUCAGAAAGUCCUGGAACGACAGCCUGAUAAUGCCAAGGCCUUGUAUCGGGCCGGAGUGGCCUUUUUCCAUCUGCAGGACUAUGACCAGGCCCGCCACUACCUCCUGGCUGCCGUCAAUAGGCAGCCUAAAGAUGCCAACGUCCGGCGGUACCUCCAGCUGACACAGUCAGAACUCAGCAGCUACCACAGAAAAGAGAAGCAGCUCUACCUGGGCAUGUUUGGUUAACAAAGAAGAAAGAUGCUCCUCCAGUUGAACUUAGGUGGACCAUUAAACAUGCAUGAAGGAGAAAGCUGACCCUCAGCAAGAUAAAUGAACCCUAUACCUCUGACCCAGGUGGAUUUUUGUUGCCAGUUCUGCACAAACUUUACUACUUAGACAGUCUGAGUCUUUUUCUGUCUAUCCUGUUUAUUUCUAUAGCGUUCAAUACAUGUUAUUGUUGGGGAUAUUUGCCUUGAGAAAUAUAAUCAGAAAAUAU
Rhinopithecus roxellana (golden snub-nosed monkey) is the source of this 1219-nucleotide messenger RNA. It is a transcript of the gene TTC9C, whose product is annotated as tetratricopeptide repeat domain 9C. Gene Ontology annotation, molecular function: protein binding. The record is from RefSeq and is a predicted model, not a curated record. The transcript is spliced from 4 exons. NCBI's taxonomy places the organism in Eukaryota, Metazoa, Chordata, Mammalia, Primates, Cercopithecidae. The coding region runs from base 706 to 969 and encodes 87 amino acids.